AUGACUUCUAUUUCAACAAAAUGGACACCAAAAAAACGCGAUUAUACAUCCGAACACAAACGAUUGAACAAAACUACAAAUGUUACAACAACUCAUCCUCUUGGUGUUAUUGUUGCAAACAAACCGCAAACAACCACAACCUCGUCAUCUUCAAUAGUAGAUCCUCUUUCAACAAAAACAAGUGAAGCUGAAAUCGAUCCAUUGUCGCGUGCAUUAGCAGCUGCAAUUUCAUCAAAAAUAGAGUCAAAAGUUGAACAUUCACCAGGAAUAACAGAUACAUUUGAACCAUGGUCAAGUAAAAAAGGGCUUAUUUUAAGUCAAUAUAUAACAACAAAGAAGAUUAGCAUGACAACAGCUAUGAGUAAUAAUAACGACGAAUCAAUGAUUGAUAGUUCUAAAAUCGCAGAUAUGACAACAACAUCGGAACGAAUUAAAAAUCGUCUUGAGCAAUUAGAUGCAUAUGAAGGAGGACAGCAAACACAAAGUUUAACACAACAAGAAUAUGUCAAUCGAAUUAACGAAAUGAAUAAAGAUAUGGGUCAAGCAUGGAAAAAUGACCAACGUGUUAAAACAUUAAAAAUCGUUAUACAAAGUUGUAAAUUAUUAGCUGAUAUGAAUGUUAUGGAAUUUUAUCCAAGUAAAUUUUGUUUGAUUACAGACGUAUUAGAUACUUUUGGAAAACUGGUUUAUACACGUUUAUUAGAAAAAAGUGCUUCAUCAACAGGAAAAAUUCCUGACCGUGUUGUACCUGAUCUUAUUCCAGAAGCGACUCGGGAGACAACUCGUAAUUGGUUUUAUAAAAUAGCGAUUAUCCGUGAAUUAUUACCGCGUAUACUUGUUGAAGCAUCUAUUCUUAAAUGUUAUAAUUUUUUAUCUACAACGCACUAUCGAAUAGCUCUAAUGCAGUUAGUUAAAUUGUGUCGUGGCAUCGGAGAUCCAUUAGUAGCUGCCUAUACUCGUUGUUAUAUUUGUCGUGUUACCAUUGAUAUUGAUUAUAAGUAUCGUGAACCUAUUGAAUUGGCUUUUACAGAUAUAUGUCAUUCGUUUCAUCAAAUAAAUACACCAACGGUUAAAAAUAUGUAUACAUUACAAAAAUUAACAACUAGCAUUUACUUAUCACUAUUCUCACCGGCAUUAGAUUGGAUUGUUCAAUGUUUAUUGUAUAACUUAGUUGAAGUCAAAAUGGAAGAAAUUAUCAAUAAAACACGAUCCGAACUUACUAUUGGUGGUGUCAUAUUAAAUGCACUUCUAAAUACACUUCCACCAAGUCAUGUUCGUGUGAAAGUUAAACAAUAUAUUGAAAUGAUCGGCGAAUGUGAUGAACAACAUUUUCCAAAGAGUAUACUUUAUCGUUCUCUUGGUCUAUCACUUCUAUUGUCAACACCGACAUCAACACCAUCUGAUCUUCAAUUAUUAAAUAGUGUUUGGAAAGUAGUAACAAAAUUUAGGGAUCCAUCGGCUUAUAUGCCAUGUGCUGAAGUUUGGACUGAAUUAACAUCCAAAGAAUAUACGACUCGAGAAUUGAAUACUUUAUUAGGUGAUAUUAUUAAACACUUAACACCAGAUCGUAUAUUUGAAGAAUAUUAUGGAAAAUUACAUGGAAUUAUGAUUAAACUUCUAGCAAAUGUUCAAGAUUUUGCAUCAUUAUUUUCUAUGGAUAAAAUGUUACCAUUUCUUGAUUUAUUUCAACGCGAAAAUAUUCGAGUAGAUUUAUUUAAAUCAAUUUUACAUGCAUUUAUUAAUAAAGAUCCACAAGAAAAAACCAAUGAUCCAGUAUUAAUAUCUGCUAUGAUGCAUUGUGCAAAAAGUGUUCAUGAUACACUUGGUGCUUUGACCAAUGAUGAUGAAUUACGUGAAGUUAGUGGACUUUUAUCUGCAUUGAUACGUAAAGUCGAUUAUGGAAGAGAUGUUGAACAGGAACUGAAGUUUUGUGUGGAAGCGCGUGGUUUAUUUGGCUAUGUCGAUUCAAUUACUAUUACACUUAUACAGAAAGUCAACACGUUAGCUGUAUCAACACAUCGUAUUGUCAACAGCGUACAUUCAACGGCAACAUCGUCGUUUAUACGUGCUUGUAUGGCGUUCUGUUACAUAACAAUACCAUCAUUAGAACAUCCUUUACAAAAACUUCAAUUAUAUAUUCUAUGCGCACAAACAGCAUAUUUAACUCAAAGUCUUUCACAAGCUGAUGGUUUUCUUAAAAUGGCCAUAACGCUAUUGACUGAUUUUCCAAAACAAAUUGAAAUAGAAGGAAAAUUAGUAUCAAGUGAUAAAUAUCUAUAUGAAUCAGUUACAAAUUUAAUGUCAACACUUGUCAUUGCACCUGAUAAUCCAGAUGCAGGCGUUCUAUAUCUUGCUCAUGGUUUAAAUAAUGUUAUUAAUCAAAUGAAAUGUUUUGAUGAUACAAGUGAAACACGUGUAAUGCUUUUUAUCAACAUGUUGUGUCUUCUAUCGACACAAAUUCAAAAAAUCUUGCCAUAUCACAUUCCAAAAGUCGAAUCGAAUGACACUUUAUAUGGUAAUGAUGAAAAUUUCAUUAAUGAAAUUCAUCAACGAUUAACUCGUAUUUGUGAACAAAUCAUACAAAUUCUGAAAGAUUUAGCAACUACAAAUCCGAAACGACAAUCAACACUUGCACUUGAAUUUUUCAAUCGUUUGAUAGCACAUGGAGAUUUGAAUCAACCGAAAUGCCUGAAAUUUGCUGUUAAUCUUUGGGGUUUAGUACAAAAAUCUUCUACUCCAGAUACACAAAAAUUUGCUAAACGCAUUUUAACACUUAUUGAAGCUCGUUCCGAUCAUGAUCAAGCAUUUAAACGCUUGUCGGAAUUGAUUUCAAGCACUUCGAAUGAUACAAGUAGAGUAUCAUCUCGGUCGGCAUCGAUGUCAAAUGUUGCACAACCACUGAAUACUGCUGAUUGA
Rotaria socialis is the source of this 2916-nucleotide messenger RNA. NCBI's taxonomy places the organism in Eukaryota, Metazoa, Rotifera, Eurotatoria, Philodinida, Philodinidae. The record is from the annotation of a GenBank genome assembly.